Molecule: messenger RNA, 1852 nt
Organism: Phialemonium atrogriseum
Lineage: Eukaryota; Fungi; Ascomycota; Sordariomycetes; Cephalothecales; Cephalothecaceae
Product: cyclin-domain-containing protein
Exons: 4
Coding region: 127-1632 (501 amino acids)
Biological process (GO): regulation of cyclin-dependent protein serine/threonine kinase activity
Cellular component (GO): nucleus; cyclin-dependent protein kinase holoenzyme complex
Molecular function (GO): cyclin-dependent protein serine/threonine kinase regulator activity; protein kinase binding
Source: RefSeq, a predicted model, not a curated record
GUUCUCCUGUGUCUACAGCUUACCUGAUACCACCUCCCUAUCAGCCUACCUAAUCAUACCUAAUCAUCUCGAAUUCCUCGUCCCCGAGUAUCUAAUUUCACCCUUGCGAGAACGCACAAUGCUAUUAUGGCAGCCUUGAUCGGAGACGUCUUCACGGACUCCUCUCGCUUUCAUAACAUGAUUGGCGGUGUGGGACUUCAGCACGCGCACGACUCUCGCUACCACCACCCCGUCAGUCGAUCCCGGGAUAGAGAAACACCACCCUCCUCCCAACCGCGCACAGCAACGACUCCAACCCAGCGUUACGCUCGUCGCAACGACCGGGAAAACGCCGCCACCGAAGCCCCCUACAAGGCGCUUGCCUCGACCGGCGAAGCCACUCACAUCCCCUCGCCACCUUCAUCCUCCUCCCCCAGUCGAACAUCUGCCGGCGCCCGUCCCCAGCAUGGGACUAGCCCCAGAUAUAUGGCAUCAGCGACGCCCGAUCCAUCGGCCCCCGCUCUGGUAGCAUCGUCCGUCACGUCGACGUCGACCGAGUCUUCCACAUCCACCAUCACAACCGCCACUCCUGCCCAGCCGUUCUCCCAGCAGAUCCCCUCCCCCGCCUGGGACGGCCGUCCGCAAUGGAUGGCCUCUUCUUCGAAUCCGACGAGUGAUGCCAGAUCCCCGGCGCCAACCCAGACCACCGUACGGGUGCGGGACUUGGCACACAUCCAGAGCCUCGCGCGAGCGGAUUUGAUAUCGGGGGAUGGGCCGGGAAUACUGAACGACCCUCCGCUACAGGCUAUGAAGUACGAGAUUAGCGCCAUGCCCAUUGCAGAUAUCAUCGAGAUGGUGGCCGCCCUGCUCACAAAGAUCACCACGACCAACGAUUUACAGCACGACGCUCUCAACCGAAACGCCGCGCACAUCAAGCAGGCACAGGCCGCCGCAAGUAGAAGUGAUGAUGCCGGCUCCGGCGGUAGCGGCGACCACUCCAGCCCGCUCAGCAGCAGCGUGUUGGCAUUCCACGGAAAGAACGUGCCCGCGAUCACGAUAUUGAGCUACCUCAGCCGGAUCAACAAAUACUGCCCGACCACGUACGAGGUUUUCCUAAGCUUGCUGGUAUACUUUGACCGCAUGACGGAGCGGGUGAACGAUCUAGUCGUGAAGUCCGAGGAGGCGCGACGGCAGCAACAGCCGCGAGCAUCGCAGGCGAGGCCUUUAGCCGGCGCUGACGUCGACACGGUCAUGCGCGACGGCGGCGACGACGACGAUGACGGCAACGAGAGCGAGGGAAGCGGCGAGAUCGACUCAGAUCUUGCUGACGAUGACGAUGACGACGAGAGCGAAGGGAGCCAGCCGACCGCCCGCGUGAGGGAGGCAGGGGGAGCAGCAGUCACAGUUCCACCGACGCAACCCACCGCCCCGCCUGUCAGCCAAGCCACAUACUUUGUUGUGGACAGUUUUAAUAUCCACCGCCUAAUCAUUGCAGGUGUUACCUGCGCGAGCAAGUUCUUCUCAGACGUGUUCUACACCAACUCGCGCUAUGCUAAGGUCGGCGGACUCCCUCUAGGAGAACUCAACCAUCUCGAGCUCCAAUUCCUUCUCCUCAACGAUCCUUCCGCGCCGCGCCAGCUAGCUUUCCGGUAGAAGGAAUGCAAAGGCCGGGGUGCGAGGGACAGGGGGAUGAAUAAACCGGGCUUCUUGAUUUGUCUUUUUUGGGGUGUGUUUUUGAUACCCGGAUAGAUACGUCGGGCCUCACUGCUGCAAUGAUUAGAUACGGUCCAAGCCAUGAUGUUUUGUCUGGGGGCUUAUACGGAAGAGGGAAGAUCUCCGCCCAAGCAACGCUGGGCGUCCAGAUGGUGGCGGG